AUGGCUACAUCUCGACUGGUGCAGCGUACAGCGGCGUUCGUGGAGCAACAGCUCAAGACAAACGACGCGUCGCACGACUGGCGCCACAUUGAGCGCGUCUGGACGUUGGCGAGGGCUCUAGCGAAGGAGGAGGAAAAUCUGGAGAUUGUGGAUCUAGCAGCAUUGCUCCAUGACAUUGACGACUGGAAGUAUCAGGGAGGCAAGGAGAAGCCUACGAAAAGGGCAGUUUGUUUUCUGCAGUCGGAGUGCAUCUCGGGAGACAAGAUCGAACGUGUGAUGACCAUUAUUGACAGCAUGGGAUUCAAAGAUGAGCUAGAAGGCAAGGAAUCGCGUUCGCUUUCUGUUGAAUACGGCUGCGUCCAGGAUGCCGAUCGACUGGAUGCGAUUGGAGCCAUCGGAAUUGCACGUUGUUUCACGUAUGGAGGACACAAACUGCGGCCACUUUAUGACCCGGAUGUGUGCCCGGUCGACGGCAUGACCAAAGAGCAGUACAUGGACCAGAAUCGCCCCAACACCACUAUCAACCAUUUCUACGAGAAAUUACUGAAGCUCCGUGGCAUGAUGAAGACCAAUGCAGGAAAACGUCUGGCGGAAGAGCGCCAUGCCUUCAUGGAAACAUUCCUGGACCAGUUCCACAAAGAGAUUUGUGGCCGAGGCUAG
This is a messenger RNA of Phytophthora infestans T30-4, 660 nucleotides long. RefSeq lists its product as uncharacterized. The record is from RefSeq and is a predicted model, not a curated record. Bases 1 to 660 code for a protein of 219 amino acids. NCBI's taxonomy places the organism in Eukaryota, Oomycota, Peronosporomycetes, Peronosporales, Peronosporaceae. The transcript has 5 exons.